Messenger RNA from Brassica rapa (field mustard), 1253 nucleotides. RefSeq names its product transcription factor MYB17. The record is from RefSeq and is a predicted model, not a curated record. Lineage: Eukaryota; Viridiplantae; Streptophyta; Magnoliopsida; Brassicales; Brassicaceae.
UCUACACCUCUAUACCGAAAUACCCAAAAAUCCGAAAUACCCGAUCCGAACCUGAACGGGUUAGCUUUUUUUUUCAUGUUUAUCACAUUAAAACCAGACCAGACCAAAGAUAGUUCUACCCAUUUUUCAAAAAUUCUGUUAAUCCUAUCUUCACUUUGAGGUUUAAUUGUAUGUGUUUCUUGUUCCAAGCUUAAGAACUUAAAAAGGUUUAUCCCUUUUGCUAUUAAGGUGAUCAAAAUGGGCAGAAAGCCUUGCUGUGAUAAGGAAGGUUUGAAGAAAGGUCCAUGGACUCCUGAAGAAGAUGAAAUUCUGGUUGAAUAUAUCAAGCAAAACAGUCAUGGAAGCUGGAGAACACUUCCAAAGAAAGCUGAUUUUUCAUCUUUAUUAGGUUUGCUUCGGUGUGGAAAGAGUUGUAGACUGAGAUGGACUAACUAUCUAAUACCAGACAUAAAGAGGGGUUCUUUCACUCCCGAGGAGGAGAAACUCGUUGUCCAGCUUCACGCCAUUCUCGGCAACAGAUGGGCUGCUAUAGCAGCACAGCUUCCGGGGAGAACAGACAACGAGAUCAAGAACUUAUGGAACACUCACUUGAAGAAGCAUCUGCUGAGUAUGGGUCUUGAUCCCAAAACCCAUGAGGCAUUAGCUUCAUAUGGGUUAGCCAAACAUGCUCCAGCUUCACCAACAACUCGUCAUAUGGCUCAAUGGGAAAGUGCUAGGGUUGAAGCUGAGGCAAGGCUUUCAAAAGAGUCAAUGCUUUUUAGUUCUUGUGUUGAAGUGAAAUAUGACUGUGAUCACUUCUUACGCAUUUGGAACUCUAAGAUUGGUGAAUCAUUCAGAAACAUUGCUUCAUGUGAUAAAUCAACUACUACUAGUCAAAGCCCUUGCUCGAGGAAAACAUCCUCCUCAUCUGCACUUGUAAAGAGCUCAACAAGUUCUUGUGUUGGGAAAGAGAUUGUUAUGGGGAUUCAUCAUGGCUCUGAUUCUUCUUCUCUAUGUUGGAAUAAUCUUGAAGGUGUUUCAUCAGACUCUUCUUUUCAACUUCUGCUUGAUUUCCCAAUAAGUGAUGAUGAUAUGAGCUUCUUGGAAGAGAACAUUGGUAGCUACACAUAAUAGAAUAGAUUAUCUAUGUAAAUCCGCAUUAGUUAGUUUUGGAACUUGAACAGUGUCCUGUUUGAUUCUUCUUAACAGUUAGCAAUCCUCUAUUUAUGUUUUGAUGAUGCUACCAAGAGAAAGAACAAUGAACACAUUUUCCA